AUGGCAGAUGGUCAGGCUUUACAAUUAUUAGUGACCAAUAAUUGUAGGAUUGGCUUUAUCGUUGUAAGUAGCCAGGAAGCAUUGUUUACAAUACUGCAUGGUAAUUUUCGAGAUGUAAUCACAAAAUUUUCAGUUGACUUACCGCGAAAACGUCGAUAUGGUGGUGCAAGUGCACUUCGACAGGCACGACUUCGAAACGAAAAACGGUAUAACUAUAUACAAAAAGUAUCAGAAGUGGCUGUACAAUGUUUUAUAACCGAUGGCAAAGUCAAUGUAACCAGUAUUAUUCUUGCUAUUGAAGGCACUUUCACAAGUGAAUUUCAACAACCGGAUAUAUUUGAUCCUCGUCUUCAAGAAAAACUUCUUCAACGUGUGAUUAUUUCCUACGGUGGUGAGAAUGGAUUUAAUCAAGCAAUUGAUUUAGCAAGUGAAACACUUAGCAAUAUUAAAUUAAUACAAGAGAAAAAAGUUAUUUCUCGAUAUUUCGAUGAAGUAUCCAAGAACUCGAAUAAUUAUUGCUUUGGUGUCGAUGAAACACUCAAAGCACUGGAAAUGGGUGCUGUAGAAACUUUAAUUGUAUGGGAAAAUUUCGAUGUAAAACAUUAUUUUCUACAUGAUAGCCAACGAUCGAAAAUGUAUACGAUACAUUUAUGUGUCGAUCAAGAAGAAAAACUUGAUUCUCAAGACAAAGAUACAGAUGCCAAAUGGGAACAUGUUGAGAAAAUGCCAUUACUCGAAUGGUUUGCCAAAAAUUGCAAGAAGUUUGGUACCACACUCGAAAUUGUGACGGAUAAAACGCAAGAAGGUUCUCAAUUUGUGCAUGGCUUUGAUGGCAUCGGCGGUAUUCUUCGUCCCACGAUAAAUUUUCAAAAUUCUAAUAUUGAUAAAGAUGCAGAAUUAAUCGAUCACAAUGACAAUGAUUAUACAUUCUUCUUCGAUUAA
Messenger RNA from Rotaria sordida, 942 nucleotides. The record is from the annotation of a GenBank genome assembly. Lineage: Eukaryota; Metazoa; Rotifera; Eurotatoria; Philodinida; Philodinidae.